GUCUAUAUGGAUAUUACAAAGGACAAGCGUUCCCUUUCACUUCAGAUUUACACUUUCAGAGUGGCCUUGAACAGAUUUGAGAAAUUGGUUGAACAGAUAGCAGCUCAGAAAAGAGAUGAAAAAGCAGGCCUGUUUGCCCGAAAAGAAGAAGUGAUUGAUUAUGACAAGUUUUAUGCAGCAGUCCAGGAGCUCUUUGAUAUAGAAAUGAAGAGUCAAGAUGUGAAGUGCUUUUACAGGAAGCUCUGCAAGAACCCCGAUGCACCUAUAGACUGGUGCGAGAUCUUUGGAUACUUCUCCACUGAAACAGAUUCUCUUCCUUAUCAGAUGGAUAAAGAAAAUUUGGUUUUUCUGGUGUCAAAAAAACAACGAAUUGCAACUUCAGGUAGUAGAAGACGAGAUGUGAUUAAGUGCAUCGUCAAGAUUCCCCAACUGGAUCUACUAAUAACAGCUUCUCAGAAGGGAUUAAUAAGAGUCUUUAACAGCCAGAUGAAAGUUCAGAUCAGCACCAAUAUCACAGAUACCUCCUGGAUUACCGGAUGUGAUUACCUCUCCCAGCUGAAACGAAUUGUGGCCACUACAGAAAGGACUAUCAUUGUCUGGGAUUAUAAAUCUCAAGGGAGCAGCCAGGAAAACUAUUUCGUCAUCAAGCCCAUGGACCACUGCCUUCUGUGCGUGUGUGUGGUGCCCCUGCCUGACCAGCUCUGCCGAGAAGACAUCCUCCUGGGGGAUGAUGGCGGGUUUGUGAGCAGAUUCACAGUGAAUAGUGAUGACUUUGGUUUAAAGCAGGCAAAAAUAAAAAAAAAAUUGCAAAGUCAGAUCUUAGACUCAAAGAACUUCAAAAGUGUUAAAAGGAAGUUACAUAAUGACUGGGUUAUGAAAGUCAAAUAUAUUCCAUCCCUAAAUUGCUUUGGAUCCUGCUCCUUGGACAGUGUCCAUUCAUUAGUUUUUGAAUCCUUGAAGAGACUUGGUGACAAUUUGCCUGUCAGAGAGUUUGCCAUGCCAAAAGGAGCAAAUACUUUUUGCUACUGUGUAAAAGCAAAUGUGAUUAUCACCGGAGGAGAAGAUAAGGUCCUCCGCCUGUGGCACCCCUACAUCAGCACCAAGCCUGUGGGGAAGUUGGUGGGACACAUGUUCAGCAUCACUGAAAUCGUGACCAAUGAAAAAGACCAGCAUGUCAUCAGCCUGUCCUCUGCAAAGGUUUUCAGGGUAUGGGAUAUACAGACUCUUUCCCUAUUACAAGUCUUCCACGACACCCAGGGAGGACCAGGAGAUAUGCAGAUUUAUUCCAUGGUAUAUGAUACCAAACAUGGCAUGCUUAUUACAGGAUCAAAUUUUAUAGACAUGUAUCCUCUUACAAGGAUGAUACAAGACACAAAACAGGCUCCUCACACUCAUGAACGAGAAAUCAAUGUCAUGCUCUACAACAAGUAUUUUCACCAAGUACUCACUAUCUGCUCUGAAUCAAUAAUUAAGGUAUGGGAAUUUGAGACUGGUGUCCAAAUAUACCAGAUCAUGGACCCUCAUGGCCUCAAUGUUGAACUGACUUCUGGAGCUAUUGAUGAAACUGGAGUUCUUUUUGCCACAGGAGCAUGUACUGGAACAGUCAAAAUCUGGGACUUCAGCAGUGGGCAAGAAAUGAAAGUGCUGCUGGAAGGGAAAGACUGGAAAGAGGAAGAGCACUGGCUGAGGCACCUGAUUUUCCUCCACACUCAGGACAAACACCAAUACUUCAUUCUUGCCUUGGAGGGCAAUGGGACUAUCAAAAUCAUCCAGGGUAAGGAGGAUGACACUUUCCUUGUGGUGAUAUGGGAGCUGCCGGAUGCUGUGCCACAUCUACAAGACGGGAACCACACCGUGCAACUGAAGACUUCUACUAAAGGUGGGAAUGUGGAUAUUCCUUUCCCAGAUGUCGAAUUAAUCAUUCAUAGAAACUCUGCUCAACGUACUAAUAAUCCUGACACCAGUUCUGGGGUGAACUGCAUUGAUUUAUUACAAAUAGAAGGAUAUAAUUUGAUAGUUGCUGGAACCCUAAAUGGUAUGAUCAUCCUGUGGAAUUUUGUAGCAUCUACUGUCAAAGAAGUGUACCAUCCUGAAAGUUGCUCCACUGUGGAGCAACAAGACCUGGAUCCCAAGCGCUUUAGAAUUAAUGACAUACUGUUCCUCUUCCGUACCCCUGAAUGUGCAAGGAGAUUGAGUCAAGAGUCUAUAUGCUCUUCAUCCCAUUGUGAAUCUAGCAAAGGUGCACAGAGUAGUAAGGGAAGCAAGCAAAGCAUACAGGACAGUGAGGGUAAAGGUGAAUACACAGAUAUAAUGGGAGAGCAACAGCCAGCAGGCAAAAAGGGCCCCAACUCUGCCAAUUUAACAGAAGCUCAGCCCCCCAUCGUGGUCUCUGCUCAUGAGGACGGACACCUUCGCUUGUGGACUCUGGAGGGAAGACUACUAAAAGAUAUGUUACCUUUCACCAAACAUUCUGCGAUUUCUCUAACCUCCCUGUAUACCGACUCCUGUGCCAGGGUACUGCUGGCUGGAAAUGUAGCUGAACUGCUUAGCCAUCAUCAAGUGGAAAUAAAACAGCAGUUCCCAAGAGAAGGGUGGGUGGAACAAGACCCUAAGGAAAUUCUGCAGUCUGUCCGUGACUGCAUAGAGAAAACCUGUGAAAAGCUUGGACAGCUCAAUAUUGAUAUUUCCAACAUAAAAGCUAUUGGUGUCACCAACCAGAGGGAAACCACUGUCAUCUGGGACAAGUUAACUGGUGAGCCUCUCUAUAAUGCCGUCUUGUGGCUUGAUCUAAGAACCCAGUCCACUGUGGAAAAGCUGGGUAAACUAAUUCCAGGAAAUAAAAACUUUGUUAAGACCAAGACGGGCCUUCCACUUAGCACUUACUUCAGUGCAGUGAAACUUCGUUGGCUCUUUGACAACGUGAAAAAUGUUCAGAAGGCUGUUGAAGGACAUAGAGCUGUUUUUGGGACCAUCGAUUCGUGGCUUAUUUGGAGUCUGACAGGAGGAAUCAAUGGAGGUGUCCACUGUACUGACGUAACAAAUGCAAGCAGGACGAUGCUUUUCAACAUUCAUUCUUUGAAAUGGGAUGAAGAGCUCUGUGACUUUUUUGGAAUUCCAAUGGAAAUUCUUCCCAGUGUCCGGAGUUGUUCUGAGAUUUAUGGCCUGAUGAAAUCUGGGGUCUUAGAAGGUGUGCCAAUAUCCGGGUGUUUGGGAGAUCAAUCUGCUGCUUUGGUGGGACAAAUGUGCUUCCAGGAUGGACAAGCCAAAAAUACAUAUGGAACAGGAUGCUUCUUACUAUGUAACACAGGCCAUAAGUGUGUGUUUUCUGAACAUGGCCUUCUGACCACAGUGGCUUACAAACUUGGAAGAGACAAACCAGUAUGUUAUGCAUUGGAAGGUUCCAUAGCUAUAACUGGGGCACUUAUUCGCUGGCUAAGAGACAAUCUAGGAAUUAUUAAGACCUCAGAGGAAAUUGAAAAACUUGCUAAAGAAGCAGGUACGUCGUAUGACUGCUACUUUGUCCCUGCAUUUUCAGGGCUGUAUGCACCUUAUUGGAAACCCAGUGCAAGAGGGAUAAUCUGUGGACUCACUCAGUUCACCAACAAAUGCCAUAUCAGUUUUGCUGCACUAGAAGCUGUUUGUUUCCAAACCCGAGAAAUUUUGGAUGCCAUGAAUCAUGACUGUGGAAUUCCCCUCAGUCAUUUGCAGGUUGAUGGAGGAAUGACCAACAAUAAAAUUCUUAUGCAGUUACAAGCAGACAUUCUGUGUAUUCCGGUAAUAAAGCCCACCAUGCCUGAAACAACUGCCCUGGGGGCUGCCAUGGCAGCAGGAGCUGCAGAAGGAGUUGGGGUUUGGAGUCUCAAACCAGAGGAUCUGUCAUCUGUCACAAUGGAGCGGUUUGAACCUCAGAUCAAUAUUGAAGAAAGUGAAAUUCGCUAUGCUACAUGGAAGAAAGCUGUGAUGAAGUCAAUGGACUGGGUUACAAUGGAGUCUCCAGAAAGUGGUGACCCUUGCAUCUUCUGUAGUCUGAGUUUGGGCUUUUUUGUAGUAACUAGCAUGAAAUUUAAGCAGGUGCUUUCAUGGCGUGCUCAUUCUUCAGAAAUUGUCCAAGUGACCUAUGUGGAAGAGAAGCAGAUGGUGCUUACUGCCUCUGUCGAUGGCUCAGUCAGGAUGUGGCAUGCCUUCAAUGGUCAUUACUGUGGAUAUUUUGGACAGCAGAGAGUCUUUGAUUUAUCACAAACAAAAGAUUUCAUUUUGCCAUGUGAUGUUACUGAACUUCCUAUAGAAAUAAAAGAAGAAAGCAAGUUCACAGAGAAGAAACAAAAAUAUGAAUAUCCUCUGAUAUUUGACCGGCAAAAAUGGAGAAAAAUGAGCUCAACAACUUUACUUUCCAAACGUGCACCACGCAAAGCCUUUGAAGUGCAACACGAUUUUAAGUUUUUCAAGUCUCUUUCUUCUCCCAAGGUUCGCAGAAAUGCCUUGGAAGCUUUCAUGACUGAAAACAGAGAGGCUGGAAUUGUUUUUGGUUCUCUGCCUAUCUACAGGGUACCAAGCCCCACUACUCUAAGAUUCCUUCCACUCAUUGGUGCAGAAGCACAAAGGGAAUCUGUGGACAGCAUGGCAGCAAAGAAGAAGGGCAGUCAUGGUCAACAUGAAAAACUAUCACGGAGAAAAAGUCUGAAAAGGAAUUUAGUUCCACAAAUAAAUCUGGCUUCAUCUUUCUUCCCGGCUUUGACCAAGGAAAGAGGAAAUUCAGAAUAG
Messenger RNA from Octodon degus (degu), 4761 nucleotides. RefSeq names its product WD repeat domain 64 (gene Wdr64). Bases 7 to 4761 code for a protein of 1584 amino acids. The record is from RefSeq and is a predicted model, not a curated record. The transcript has 28 exons. Gene Ontology annotation, biological process: glycerol metabolic process; triglyceride metabolic process; glycerol-3-phosphate biosynthetic process. Lineage: Eukaryota; Metazoa; Chordata; Mammalia; Rodentia; Octodontidae. Gene Ontology annotation, cellular component: mitochondrion. Gene Ontology annotation, molecular function: glycerol kinase activity; protein binding.